GAAAGGGCGUUAGAAUCCCUUCCUUCCUCUUCUCUGCAGUUCAAAAUUAACAAAGCUCAAAGUUAAAACCCUGAAACCUAGCUUCGCCACCACCGCAAGGACUGCCGCAGUCCGUCGCACUCAGGCAUCGCCUUGUUGUCCGCUCUUCUUCCUCAUUCAAGAGUCGCAACUUCUUCCUCGAGCUCGGCGUCAGUCCCUGGUCUUUGUCUGCUCUGUCGCGCUCAGGCACCACCGUCUUUGUCUGGUCGUGGUGCUCGAAGUUUCCAACCCACCAAUCGCAGCUUCUUCCUCGAACUCGGCAUCUUGGAGUCUGCCCUUCGUUUGCUCACCUGCAGCUCUUCCAAUCUACCACCGUCUUCGAGUCGUGUUUGUCGCCUGACCUUUGUCUCCGUCGCGCUUCUGCUCCUCUGCUUAGAGUGCUCAGAAGUCAGAACGAAGGAUUAGGAUUUAGCGGAUCAGCCUCCCUCACUGUCUCACAACUCACAAGCUCUGGUGUCUGGUCAGACUCUUCUCUAAAGCUCAACUCUCAAGCUCUCUCUCUCGUCUCUCCACUCAGCGUCUCUCUCUUCUCAUUCACCCACUCACUCACUCACUGUUCCUCCGUGGCCUCCGUUCCUUCCGCCGCCACCAGUGUACCACCUGACAACUUAGCUUCUUCUCUCUUUCUCUUCUCUGCGAGUCAGUUUGGUUCUGUGUGGUUGCCGCCAAAAUGUUGCGUAGAAAUAUUCGCAUGAGGAGGGAGUAUUUAUACAGGAAGAGCUUAGAAGGCAAAGAACGCUUGCUCUACGAAAAGAAGCGCAAGAUCAGAGAAGCACUUCAAGAAGGGAAGCCAAUACCUACUGAGCUUAGGAAUGAGGAGGCUGCACUUCGUCGAGAAAUCGAUCUCGAAGAUGAAAACACAGCUGUCCCGAGAACGCACAUUGAUGAUGAGUAUGCACAUGCUGCGGAAAAAGAUCCUAAAAUUUUGCUAACCACUUCCAGGGAUCCAAGUGCUCCUCUUCAACAGUUUGUAAAGGAGCUGAGUUAUGUCUUUCCGAAUGCACAAAGAAUGAAUCGUGGUGGCCAGGUUAUUUCUGAAAUUAUAGAGUCUUGCCGUGCACAUGAUUAUACAGAUGUUGUGUUGGUUCAUGAACAUCGUGGUGUGCCGGAUGGCUUAAUUGUCUGCCAUCUGCCAUAUGGUCCAACUGCAUAUUUUGGAUUGCUCAAUGUGGUUACAAGGCAUGAAAUUAAAGACAAGAAAGCCAUUGGUACAAUGCCCGAGGCUUAUCCACAUCUGAUUUUUGAUAAUUUCUCAACUAAGUUGGGUGAAAGGACUGCCAACAUUCUAAAGUAUCUUUUCCCAGUUCCAAAACCAGACACAAAACGUAUUGUGACUUUUUCCAACCAGUCUGACUAUGUAUCGUUUAGGCAUCACAUAUAUGAAAAGCAUGGAGGUCCGAAGUCUAUUGAACUAAAGGAAAUUGGUCCGCGGUUUGAGUUGCGACUUUAUCAGAUAAAGCUGGGAACUGUAGAUCAAGCUGAAGCUCAAAUAGAAUGGGUUAUUAGACCUUACAUGAACACGAGUAAAAAACGCAAGUUUCUCAGUGAUUGAUGUUGCCAUAACAAAAAGCCGCAAUGUUAAAGUAGUAUUUACGCAGCUUAACCUGAUACACGUUGAGUGCAUUUUUCAUCGUGACGGAACAUCGAGGAUGUCCUUAGUUCCUUAGUUUGAAAGAGAAUAUAAAAUUUUUGGAAUGAGCAUCAUUGUAAACUGCUAAAGCUAUGAAAAAGUGAGAAUGGAGUGUACUUUAUGAUUAUUUCUGGAAGAAAAUUGUUAUUUGCUUUUUCUUGGGAAUAUGAACAGUUCGUUUGAUA
Molecule: messenger RNA, 1854 nt
Organism: Arachis ipaensis
Lineage: Eukaryota; Viridiplantae; Streptophyta; Magnoliopsida; Fabales; Fabaceae
Biological process (GO): rRNA processing
Cellular component (GO): Mpp10 complex; nucleolus; small-subunit processome
Molecular function (GO): snoRNA binding; rRNA primary transcript binding
Source: RefSeq, a predicted model, not a curated record